CGAGACGCCCCGAAAAUACUGCCUAAUAAAACCCGAGUAGGCUUCGCACAUCCCUUCGAAAGAAAGACUCCCGACAUAUUUUAUUUAGCCAGCCCAAACGCCGCCGACGAACGCCGAAAACGCGCGCACAUCCGCAAACACAACAACAAGGACAAUAGCCCAGCAACUUGAUAUUUUUGACCAGCUGUCGGGAACAACUAAAUCGAAGCUGUGAAAAUGGAUGACUCACGCGAAGAAAGCCAGUUCAUUGUGGACGACGUGAGCAAGACGAUUAAGGAGGCCAUCGAGACGACCAUCGGUGGCAAUGCCUACCAGCACGACAAGGUGAACAACUGGACCGGCCAGGUGGUGGAGAACUGCCUCACGGUGCUCACCAAGGAGCAGAAGCCCUACAAGUACAUAGUGACCGCCAUGAUCAUGCAGAAGAACGGGGCGGGACUGCACACGGCCAGCUCCUGCUACUGGAACAACGACACCGACGGAUCCUGCACGGUGCGCUGGGAGAACAAGACCAUGUACUGCAUCGUUUCGGUCUUCGGACUGGCCGUUUAAGAGGGAAGGACUGGAAGGAUUCGCGACUGGAACUGGAGGAGGAGGAGGAUCACCCGGGACUGGGGAUCAAUAAUCGCAACUAACUGAUAAGGGGGAGGGAUUAACAAGAUUGCCGUCGUACACACACCACACAAUACCACACACACACACACACACUUUGAUCGGCCAUCCUGCUGCAAGGACGAAAUUAAUAAUGAAACACUGGAAAACAAGGUUGUUUCCAAGCAGUUACCUGCAACUAUUCGUUGCCAGUGUACGCGCCCAAUGUUAUUCUUGAUUUUCAAUCUAAAAGUAUAAAUAAAAAAUUUAAAAACAUAAGAAUAACCAGUGCUGAUAUACUGUAAUAUUGUUUCCAUGGC
Messenger RNA from Drosophila takahashii, 911 nucleotides. It is a transcript of the gene Dlc90F, whose product is annotated as dynein light chain 90F. Gene Ontology annotation, molecular function: dynein intermediate chain binding. NCBI's taxonomy places the organism in Eukaryota, Metazoa, Arthropoda, Insecta, Diptera, Drosophilidae. The record is from RefSeq and is a predicted model, not a curated record. Gene Ontology annotation, biological process: microtubule-based movement. Gene Ontology annotation, cellular component: cytoplasmic dynein complex; cytoplasm.